Molecule: messenger RNA, 510 nt
Organism: Penicillium argentinense
Lineage: Eukaryota; Fungi; Ascomycota; Eurotiomycetes; Eurotiales; Aspergillaceae
Exons: 2
Coding region: 1-510 (169 amino acids)
Biological process (GO): intronic box C/D snoRNA processing; tRNA processing; nuclear-transcribed mRNA catabolic process, RNase MRP-dependent
Cellular component (GO): ribonuclease MRP complex; nucleolar ribonuclease P complex
Molecular function (GO): ribonuclease MRP activity
Source: RefSeq, a predicted model, not a curated record
AUGGCCAACAUCACGAAUCAAGAAAUGGCGACGAGCGCACCAUCUUCGAGCACGAAGCGGAAACCUCAGGAAUCCAGUUCAACCAUUCAUUUCACCUCGCGCAACCCGCCCUGGACCUAUCUCAAGCUUCAACUCAUUCCGCAGCCAGAUGCCUCAUCUCUGCAGCCUCUUGAUGCCUUAUCGGCUCGCACAUACCUCUCCUCCGCGCUCUCCCAAUUCCUCGGACUCACAGGAACCGCCAUUCCAAUCGAUAUCCUCAAAAUUGGGAACGAUGCCACACCAAAGAGCGCAGAGAAGCAGAGCUUACCCCCCAGCAUGACGAAAAAAUAUGACUGCGCGUGGAUACGCGUACCGCGCGAGGAUUCCGCUGCUGUUGUCGCGGCGCUCAGCUCGUGGAUUGGCGGAAGUAGCAGCGGAAGUGGUGCCAAUGUCGCAUGGAGAGUCUGCGCGAAGGGUAACUACCUGGGCGCUUUGGUUGCUGGUUCUGGGAAAGAUUUGUUCAUUCCUUGA